AUGGAGUUAAGGACUUCUGGUGCUCUCAUGGACAGUGUGGAGCUGGUGACGAUGCUGGCUGGGAGCAGGGAGCGGGCAUCGCUGUCUGCCAGGCAUGCCGCUGGAAGCCAUCACCAUGCUGCAGGCAGCCGGCAGAGAGACAAGAGGGCUUUGGCUUCUCCCAGCACCCUUCCAUCCGCCGAGAAGACGCCACUGGUUUUGGCAGCCGUCAGCACCGAUUUGGCUGAGAGGGUGCUGGGCGGGUAUGGCAGGGCCCAGGAUGUGGUGGGGUUUGACAACGCAACGAGGACGGUGCUGCUACCUUCAUCUGCGGAGACUCAACGCCCAGCCGUGGGCAGCAGCCAUCACUCCCUAAGCAGCUCGAGUGCUGGGGAAAGGAUGUCCAGCUCCAUCACUCCUCCUGCGUACAGUUCAUCCACGUCUGCUGGCGGUGGAGAAAGGACGCUGCACUCGGUGACGGAUGGCAUGCUGGCCGGUGGCACGGAGAGCUCCGCUUCCUACGCCGAAACCACCAGCUCCCCGGGGCCGGCUCAGCCUGCGUCAGCGGAGCAGAGCCGGACAGCCAACACCUCCACCAGCAGUGGGGGCUUCGCGGGCUUUGCGACGGAGACGCUCUUCACACGUUCUUCCAAGAUACCUACUUACUCUUCUUUCCAAAACGAUCUCACAAGCUUUUCAAGUAGCCAUCAGCCAGUCAGUAGCAUUGAUGCUGAGAAAAGGACCUCGGUUUCUCAUACGGACGGCACAUACAUUUCAACCACAUAUACCAGAGGAGGAGAAAGGACCCUUCUGUCUAUCUCGAAUAGCAGCACCUCUGCUGACUCCUCAGAAAGCUCCACCUUUUUUGCUGAAAUUUCCAGCCCUUCUGAUUCAUCAAAAUCUUCUGUGGCGCAGGACAGGAGGAGCAACGUAUCCAGCGAUGGCAGUUUUGUUGAACCAUCUACAGAGCCGUUGCUGGUACACUCUUCCAAACCGUUGACUUCUGCUUCUGCAGGCAGCUCCAACGACAGUGAUCAAGCAAGCACCUCUGUAGCUACGACUGUGGUCAGGCGGGUGCCCUCCACAGCCGCCGUGGCUGGGAGCUCUCCCAGAGGUUCCAACAAGCACAAUGUCACGCACCAGCCCCAAAACAGCACCGCCUUCACCUCCACUGGGUCUCCUCUCCCUACAGCACCCACAGAGCAGCUUGGUGGACACAUCAUGUCCGUGUCCGUUCCCGCAACGGUAACGGAGACCGCCUUGCCGAGAGCUGCCACUGCUCAGGGGGGCAGCUUUGGGAAGGCAACGCCGCUGCUCACCACAGCCAGCGAUGUCCCGCGGGCUGGGCCAACGGGUGGUCCCCUUAGUCCCUCACCAAGCGCAACAAACCGCAGUGUCACCGUCCCUGUGGUAGCACUGACCACGGCGAAUCCUCCUGUGCUGACAACACUGGCCAGUCGCCAGCCAACCCCAGGUGGUGCUAGCACUGUGAAAGCCCACAGGGCUCAAACGCCAGCUGCCACUAAGCACGUGUAUACCACUGGUGAAAGCACAGAAGCUGUGGAUCCCACCACUGCAAGGCCUGGUAAAGUCACCGAGGAGAACAUCCCUGUUACGAGUCCUUCUGAAGCCCCUCCAACCAGCAAGACCACUGUAAGCAUGGCAACUACUUUGCCUGCUACCAAAUCAACCACUGUUCCUCUGUCGAGUAGCACAGCCAGGCUGAGGAUGUCGUCUCCGGCAACAGAUGUGGAUAAAUGUCUUUCCAACCCUUGUCCUGCGCUGGCCACCUGCAACAACACCCGUGGCUCCUAUAUCUGUCAGUGUCCUCUUGGAUAUGAGCUGGAAAAAGGAAAGUGCAAUUUAGUAAGAAUAUUUAUCGGCCAGGUCCCCCUGAAACUUAAUAUUACCCAUGGGAAGUAUGCAGAGCUCGUCCACGUCGAGGGUGAAAUCCUGUCAAUGCUCAAUGCAUCACUGUCGGGCUUGCCAGGGUACCACCACUCCACCGUUAAGGCGACCAGGGAGGCAAAUUUUGUGCAUGUUUCAGUGCAAUCCACGUUCUCUUUAGCAUCCAACGUGACUUUCUACGACAUUGUCAGCAGCGUGAAAAGCUACAUUCGAGCUUGCAAAUCCCCCACCGAAGCCUGCCAAUUCAUCUCCAGCCUGAAACCACUCCACAGAGUUGGCAGCUUGUGCAAGCAGAAAGACCCCGAAUGCGACAAGGAAACUUCUGAAUGCACCGACUUCGAUGGAGUCGCGCUCUGCCAAUGCAAAAGUGGGUACUUCAAAUACAACAAGAUGGACCACUCCUGCAGAGCCUGCGAAGAUGGAUAUAAGCUGGAAAACGAGACCUGUGUGAGCUGCCCGUUUGGCUUAGGUGGAUUCAACUGUGGAAACCCGUAUCAGCUCAUCACUGUGGUGAUCGCGGCUGCAGGAGGGGGACUUCUGCUUAUCAUGGGCAUAGCACUGAUUGUCACUUGCUGCCGGAAGAAUAAAAAUGACAUAAGUAAACUCAUUUUCAAGAGUGGGGAUUUCCAGAUGUCACCAUAUGCUGAAUAUCCAAAGAACCCCCGGGCACAGGAGUGGGGCAGAGAGACCAUCGAGAUGCAGGAGAAUGGAAGCACCAAGAACCUGUUGCAGAUGACAGAUGUGUAUUAUUCGCCAACUGGACUGAGAAAUCCUGAACUGGAAAGAAACGGACUUUACCCUCCCUACACUGGUUUGCCUGGAUCUCGACAUUCAUGCAUCUACCCUGGACAAUACAAUCCAUCCUUCAUUAGUGACGAAACCAGAAGAAGAGACUAUUUUUAGCAGGGAGUGGAGAGGGAGUGGAAGAUUGACACAGUUUUGUGGCCCUUGAUACCCAGGUACAAUCUGUCUCCUGGGCAGUUCAGCCCACAUCAAUCUUACUCUUCCCAUUUAACAGGAAGGACUUUGAACUUCAUGCCGAGUGUUGCUGCCCUGACGAACGGUUACACUUGCUGAGCAGCAGAGAGAAGGAGGAGGAGGGAAUGGCUCAAGGUGCACAUCACUAAACGACCCAGGUGGAAGUUAACACAUGUACUCCGAAUUUGUUGUGUACUGCUUCUUCACUCUUUACGCUACAUGGCAAGCAUGAAUCAGUACAGGCAGAUGAACUGUGCCCAGCACUCUGCAUUAAAUACCACUAGGGAAUGUUUUGUUUACAGAUCUUGUUCACUGUUGACUGUGCUUGUCUUCUUAGCCAACCUUCAUGCAAAGAUUCACUGUGCAACUGCUUUUGGUAGGGCAAGUUUGUCCACUCCUUUUUACAUUGCUGCAUUGCUUUCUGCUUCAUACACGACAGCGAAGCUGGCUUGUCUUCUAGCCCU
Haliaeetus leucocephalus (bald eagle) is the source of this 3329-nucleotide messenger RNA. It is a transcript of the gene HEG1, whose product is annotated as heart development protein with EGF-like domains 1. Gene Ontology annotation, biological process: heart development. The transcript is spliced from 15 exons. The record is from RefSeq and is a predicted model, not a curated record. NCBI's taxonomy places the organism in Eukaryota, Metazoa, Chordata, Aves, Accipitriformes, Accipitridae. The coding region runs from base 1 to 2790 and encodes 929 amino acids. Gene Ontology annotation, molecular function: calcium ion binding.